CUUUUCUCGCUGCGUACUGUACGGCUAGCUGUUCGCGCCCGUGACUGCCACCACAAGCUGUUGCCUUUGUUCUGAUUGGGAAUGAAAGCCCCGGACAAAAGCUUGGGACGAAAUCCGUAGAAGCAAACCUCCUCUGGUCCGAGGUUCAUCUGAUCAAUCUGGUCCUCGCUUCCGAGGCGCCGGUUUCCGUUUUAGCACACCUGCACGCAACGCAGACAAGACGGACAGAUCAGUCUUUUCUUCCCUCCCUCUCUUCCUUUUUCCACCUUGGUUGCGGCCAUGCAGUUUUUAGCUUCGACAUCCAUAGGUCCAAUACUUUCCAGUCGCUGCAGGGUGUUGAGCUGAAGGAAAAAGGCCGCGCACGUGGCAACUGGUGCGCUUUUCGUCCCUUGUCGGCAUUCGAUGAAGAGGGCUGUUGGUAGCUGUCUCCAUUGAACUUGUAGUAUUUGCCUUUUGACCAACCACCACCACGAUAGAGCACGCGAUACAGCCAUCAUUUGCCUGAUGACCUGACUCCCACAUUUCACAACUGGUAUGUGUGUUUGUUAUUUCCGUAUCCAACCCAUUUUUAUCGUGAUAGGCUUUUUUUCUUUCUUUCUUUUUCUUUCCUUGAUUCUUGCGGCUCCCAAAGUGUCCACUCUAUCCAUAUUUUAUAUGUGCCUUUAUAAUUAGCCAAGUUCGCAUAUUUACUCCACCCAAGCCUUUGGGUGAGACCCUGGCCGAGCCAGAUCAAGACCCAGUCAAGGCACAGCAGCCGCUUCCAAGGCGGCAGCUGAAACCUAUGUCCAAGAAUCACGGCGGGAUACCCGAGGAGGGCGGUAUCACUUUCGCCGCCCAGGAUUCUCUGCCGAAGCUUCCUAUCCCAGACCUAGAGCGCACUUGCGAAAAGUACCUCGCUGCUCUGAAGCCAUUACAGUCGCCCAGGGAGCAUGGCGAAACUCGGAAUGCCGUCCAGGAAUUCUUGAGGCACGACGGCCCAGAGCUACAAGAGAAGCUGAAGAAGUAUGCUGAGGGCCAGACGAGCUACAUCGAGCAAUUUUGGUACGACUCGUACCUGAAUUUCGAUAACCCAGUGGUUCUCAAUCUUAACCCUUUCUUUCUCCUUGAGGAUGACCCAACUCCUGCUCGUAAUAACCAAGUCACCCGUGCCGCUUCACUCGUCGUAUCAGCACUCGAGUUUGUUCGUGCAGUGAGAAAGGAGGAGCUGCCGCCAGACAAGGUCAAAAACACGCCACUAUGCAUGUACCAGUACUCCCGCCUCUUUGGCACCGCUCGUGUGCCUACCGAGAAUGGCUGCCAGAUCGAGCAAGACCCCCACUCGAAACAUAUUGUAGUCAUGGCGCAUGGUCAGUUCUAUUGGUUUGACGCACUCGACGACAAUUCGGACGUUAUCAUGACGGAGAAGGACAUUUCUAUCAACCUUCAGACUAUUGUUGACGACGCCAGCCUUACUCCUAUUCAGGAGGCAGCCAAGGGUGCUCUCGGUGUCCUGAGCACCGAGAACCGCAAGGUCUGGUCAGGCCUCAGGGAUAUCUUGACCCGCGACGAAGGGUCCAACAACGCCGACUGUCUCGGCAUCAUCGACUCGGCCCUCUUCAUCCUCUGCCUCGACUACACCGAGCCCGCGACGGCCGCAGAGCUCUGCCAAAACAUGCUGUGCGGCACAAGCGAGAUUGAGAAGGGUGUUCAAAUUGGAACAUGCACAAAUCGGUGGUACGACAAGCUGCAAAUCAUUGUUUGUAAGAACGGCAGCGCAGGCAUCAACUUUGAACACACCGGUGUCGAUGGACACACAGUUCUCCGGUUCGCCAGCGACGUCUACACCGACACUAUCCUUCGUUUUGCCAGGACUAUCAAUGGCCACUCCCCCACCCUUUGGGCGUCAACCAGUCCAGACCCUUCCAAAAGGGAUCCCGAGAGCUUUGGAGAUGUCAUUCCGACUCCGCACAAAUUGGAGUGGGAUCUGGUACCCGAGGUCAGCAUAGCAGUACGCUUCGCAGAAACCAGACUUGCUGACCUGAUCGGCCAAAAUGAGUUUGAGUGCCUCGACUUCUCGGCGUACGGCAAGAAUUUCAUCACCUCGAUGGGGUUCUCUCCUGAUGCAUUUGUCCAGAUGGCCUACCAGGCUGCCUACUAUGGCCUUUACGGCCGCGCAGAGUGCACCUACGAGCCCGCCAUGACCAAGUUCUUUCUCCAUGGCCGGACAGAGGCCGUCCGCUCCGUCACGGAUGAGUCCAUCAACUUCAUACAGAACUUUUGGGCAGACAACCCAGCAGAAGCCAAAGUCGAGGCGCUACGGGCGGCUUGCAAGAAGCACGUGAACAUGACGAAAGACUGCGCCAAGGCUCAGGGGUGCGACAGACAUUUGUAUGCGCUUUUCUGCCUCUGGCAGCGAUUAGUCGAUGAGGAUGCCGGCACGACGACAAACGGGUACUCGAGCGGAAUGAGCGACAACGAAGGGGCCGUUUCGGAGAGGUCGCCGUCCCCUACCGCCACCACUGCCACCGCCACUGGGGAGAAGGAGAAGGAAAACGGCGAGGGGCUGAGAUCUAGGGGUGAAAGCACCUCGUCAUCGCAACGUUCCGUCAAGUACGCGACGCUACCGCUCAUCUUUGCCGAUCCAGGCUGGGACAAGCUCAACACAACGAUCCUCUCCACGUCCAACUGCGGCAACCCCUCCCUCCGCCAGUUCGGCUUCGGCCCCGUCUCGGGCGACGGUUUCGGCAUCGGCUACAUCAUCAAGGACGAGCGCAUCUCGAUGUGCGUAGCGAGCAAGCACCGGCAGACUAAGCGCUUCGUCGACGCCCUCGAGAGCUACCUGCUCGAGAUUCGCCGGAUCCUUCGCCUCGCCAGCCGCAGGGCCGCCUCCUCCACCGCCGACGGGGGCCCACUGGCCGGCAGCAUUGCCGAGGCAAAGCAGCAGACGACGCGCGCCCGCGAGGUCGACGACGAACAACGCCAGCAGUACCGCCGCCCCUCGCAGCAGACUAACAGACUCAAGUCCAGGGGCAGGAUGAUCGCCGGCCCGGGGCUGGAGGGGCUGAUGCGCUCAAAGUCAUCGAUGACGGGCACGACUUCGCCCACGUCGGAAAGUCUGGCUAUGAGUGAGGAUGACGAGCUUGGCGGCUACGGCUUUUUCGACGCGGGAAUGCUGCUGCAGGCCCUCAAGGCCCGCAACACCCACUUUGACGUGGGCGAGACGAGGGCGAGCGAGAGGGCGGCCGUGCAGGCGAGGAGGAACAAUGUCGGCAAGAAGCUGCGGCUCAUCGACUACUAAAGGAAUUGGAUGCCGGUCGUUGGGCUUGUUUUGAUAUCUUUUCUGUAUCUCGGGGUUUCUUACUAUCUAGCGAGCGUUGCGCUUUCUCGCUUUCUUCGGAAAAUAUACACAAAUACCUAGUUGUUUUCGUAUAUGCAAAUCGACAGAGACUUUUACAGCGGAUGAUAAGCCAUUGCUUUCAAGACCAGCAUGUAUCUUGCGACGGCAGGAAGAACACGAUUGAAUCAGAAAAAAAAAACAAGAG
This is a messenger RNA of Pyricularia oryzae 70-15, 3521 nucleotides long. RefSeq names its product carnitine O-acetyltransferase. The record is from RefSeq and is a predicted model, not a curated record. Gene Ontology annotation, cellular component: mitochondrion. The transcript is spliced from 4 exons. NCBI's taxonomy places the organism in Eukaryota, Fungi, Ascomycota, Sordariomycetes, Magnaporthales, Pyriculariaceae. Gene Ontology annotation, molecular function: carnitine O-acetyltransferase activity. The coding region runs from base 782 to 3277 and encodes 831 amino acids. Gene Ontology annotation, biological process: carnitine metabolic process.